UCUCUGGCCUGAACAAGAUGCUGAGUUUCUGGAGUGUCCUCAGUGGCAGAACUCUCUACGUGGCCCUCUUCUCCCUCACGGUGCUCAUCGGCCUGGGGGGGCUGGUGGGCAACGGCCUCCUGCUCUGGCUCCUGGGCUUCCGAGUGAAGAGGAGCCCCUUCUCCGUCUACAUCCUCCACCUGGCCGGAGCCGACUUCCUCUUCCUGGGCUGCCAGAUUGUGUUCGCCGUCCUGACCUUCACGCGGGGCUCGCAGCCCUUCUACGCGGUGGUCUUGUUCCUCUGGUUCACGGCCGGCCUGGGCCUGCUGGUGGUCCUGAGCCUGGAGCAGUGCCUGACUGUCCUCUUCUCCACCUGGAGCCACCGCCGCCCCCAGCACACGUCGGCCUGCGCGUGCGCCCUGGCGUGGGCGCUGUCCCUGCCGCUGGUCUUGGUGCCCAGCAGCGCCUGCGGCUUGCUGACAGGGGGCGGCUCGUGGCUCACCUGCUUCCAGUACCACGCGGUGGGCACCGUCUGCUUGUUCCUCCUCUUCUCUGUCCUCUGCGUGUCCGGCCUGAUCCUGCUGGUCCGAGUGCAGUGCUGCUCCCAGAGCGGGCCUCCCUUCUACUACUUCAGCCUGCAGAUGGUCCCCCUGUUCUUCUUCUGUGGCCUCCCCUUCCUCGUCUACUGGGCCUUAAUUAACACCAUGACCUUCAUCGUAACCUUUUUUUCUAACUUCCUGUUUGUCGUGGAGUUCCUGGCCUGUGUGAACAGCACCACGAAGGCCCUCGUUUACUUCUGCGACGCCGGCCACCGGCGGGACCUGCGAAGGGCCUGGGCCAGGGGAGGGAAGAGCAGGUUCUCCGAGGCCCUGGAGAUGACGGCCUGAGCUCCGGGCCCAUCGAGCCUCUUCUCCACGGGCGAAAGCCUCCCAGAUCCCCGGAGAAUUGUAGCCAGAAGGAAGCGGCUCCGAUCAGAAUGGAAGCUCCUUGAGAGCAGGAACUGCCUUGGGUUUGUCUCUGUAUACAACUCCAGGGCCUGCCAU
Gracilinanus agilis (Agile Gracile Mouse Opossum) is the source of this 1022-nucleotide messenger RNA. RefSeq names its product MAS related GPR family member G (gene MRGPRG). The coding region runs from base 18 to 866 and encodes 282 amino acids. Gene Ontology annotation, biological process: G protein-coupled receptor signaling pathway. The record is from RefSeq and is a predicted model, not a curated record. Gene Ontology annotation, molecular function: G protein-coupled receptor activity. The transcript has a single exon. Gene Ontology annotation, cellular component: membrane. Lineage: Eukaryota; Metazoa; Chordata; Mammalia; Didelphimorphia; Didelphidae.